Molecule: messenger RNA, 1641 nt
Organism: Hordeum vulgare subsp. vulgare (domesticated barley)
Lineage: Eukaryota; Viridiplantae; Streptophyta; Magnoliopsida; Poales; Poaceae
Exons: 2
Coding region: 818-1153 (111 amino acids)
Source: RefSeq, a predicted model, not a curated record
CCGUGUUCCCCACCCAAACUGAUUAGAUCUUGGAUCUAAUGAACCCCACCACGGAUCGACCCGAUCAAUCCUCAACGACCAACCUCCGCAGAUCCGUUUGGGAAAGGCCGCCCGUCCCAACGUUGCCUCCCCCACAACCACGAUCUACACGGAAAAGCUCAGCUUCAUUGCUACAUCUCUCGACGAACCAACUCUCGGCCGGAUCAAGAUCCGUUGUGAUAAAGCCGCUCAUAAUUGCGGUGAAUUACGCAACAAUCUGGCAUGGGGUUGCCAGUAAAGAUCAAACAGCGGUACUACUACUACGGCCGCCGAGAGAGGUACGAGCACGAUCUUUUGUUGCUCGAGUUAACAUGGCAUGUUGCCACGGAACCUUCUCUGCAUCGCGGCAUCGUCCCGGUGCGUGAAUGGCUGCUAGUAGAUGGAUGCGAGGUCUAUGUUGUGUACAGGCGCCACCACAUGCAUGCAUAACGGAGAGGUGCACGGUCGGUUGCUACUUGCUAGAGAGAGAUAGAGAGAGAGAGAGAGAGAGAGGUCAGCUGUGCUUGUUGCAGAGAAGAGGGCCUGCCACCAUUAAAGAAAGGGAGGAAGGAGGAGGUGGCCUAGUCGUGGCCCCCCUCGGCGCGGCGGCCACGAUCCAACAGGGCAACAGAACCGAGUCGUUUUCUCCCUCCAACCUCCACAGGAUCUGCGGCCAAAAUUCUAUUCUUUCUCCUUUCUAAGGCGAUGCAGCAACUGCAACAGCUCGCCAGCAGUGCUCCGGUCGUGCGCUUCUCCGCUCGAUCCUGUUCCUAGCUGCUGCCCUGCCCUGCGCGCGACAAUGCCGGCGUCGCCGUCCUCCCGGUCACCGGAGAUCACGAGCGUCUGCUCCGACACCGAGCACGAGGAGCCGUCGCCUGUGAUCAUCGGCGGCGGCGGCGGCGCCGGCGGGUUGGUGGUGCAGCUGGUGUCGAGGGACGUCUCGGACGGGCUCCUCGGCAAGUUCGCGGACACGAGCGAGUUCGACUUCGACUACGGGAGGAGCGGGCUCUGGUCGCCGCUGGUGCUGCGGCCCGAGGUCCUGCUCCUCGCGCACUCGUCCUCCUCGGCUGCCCGGCGCCGGCAGCGGCGGUGGCGGUGGCGGAAGCGGAAGAAGAUGCUCUGCCGCUGCUUCUGAGUUCUGACUUGACAUUCGCUUUGGAUGCUUCGUCCGAGAAGCAACUGUUUCGUUCCUCAUGGUUUGCUCUGCUGCAGACUGCUGUACAUCCGCAUGUAGUAUACGACGAUGCUGAUCAAAAUCAAAGACAACCAACCAGUAGCAACAUGGCAUGUAAGUACGUGGUCACAGUACAGCACGCUGCUUCGUGGUUGGUGGUGAUCCUGGGAAGCACCCCGGGUGCUCUGCAAUUGCUAUACAAGAUUUUUUUUAUCUGAUGAUUGUGCUGUUCGUGUGGCUGGUAAAUGGCAAUGAUCCAUGCCAUGUUUGUUCAUGUGCUGUGUCUACUCAUCCGACGACAAAUCCAUGGGCCAUGGCCGUGUUGUGGCUUGUACAGUUGUACUGGUGGAGGAAAGUGAGGCGGACUUUUUAUCAUGCGCAGCGCGCAAACAAAGUUUCACCUUUGAAUGAGUAUUGCCUUUGAAUAGAACCGACAGGAAUAUUGCAUA